This is a messenger RNA of Lolium rigidum, 1347 nucleotides long. RefSeq names its product WAT1-related protein At1g44800-like. Gene Ontology annotation, molecular function: transmembrane transporter activity. The transcript has 7 exons. NCBI's taxonomy places the organism in Eukaryota, Viridiplantae, Streptophyta, Magnoliopsida, Poales, Poaceae. Bases 80 to 1177 code for a protein of 365 amino acids. Gene Ontology annotation, cellular component: plasma membrane. The record is from RefSeq and is a predicted model, not a curated record.
GCAGGCAGGCGUACCAGGCCAUCGGUGCUCGAUACAUAUAGCCAUCCAUCCAGUCGAGGCAGUUAGUUGAGAGGGUCACAUGGAACUCGCCGGGAAAUGGAGGAAAGUGAUGCCUUACCUGGCCAUGGUCUUCCUCCAGUUCGGCUUCGCCGGCCUCUUCCUCAUCUCCGUCGCCUCGCUGCGGCAGGGCAUGAGCCACUACGUCCUCGUCGUCUACCGGAAUGCCGUCGCCGCCGUCGUCAUGGCGCCCUUCGCGCUAUGGUUUGAGAGGAAAACAAGGGCCAAAAUGACCCUCUCACUGUUCGGCAAGGUCCUCGCGCUGGCGCUACUUGAGCCUGUGCUUGACCAGAACUUCUUCUACAUGGGAGCCAAUAGCACGUCGGCGAGCUUCUCGUCGGCGCUCACCAACAUAUUGCCUGCCGUAACAUUUGUAAACGCCAUACUACUCAGGAUGGAGAGAAUAAACAUCAGGGAGCGGCGGAGCCAGGCGAAGAUCGCCGGCACUCUGAUCACUGUCGGGGGAGCGUUGCUCAUGAUACUCUUCAGCGGCCCCGUGGUCAACUUCCCGUGGACGAAGCACUCCGCCGGCCACGCCAUCGCGGACAGCGCCAGCCACAGCAGCGGCCGCUGGCUCAUGGGCAUCUUCAUGAUCCUGCUGAGCUGCUUCUGCUGGUCCGCCUUCUUCAUACUCCAGUCGCACACGUUGAGGAGUUACCCGUCGGAGCUGUCCCUGACGACGUUGAUAUGCGGCAUGGGGGUGAUGCAGAGCGGUGCGGUGGCGCUGGUGAUGGAGCAUGACAUGAAGGCUUGGGCCAUCGGCUUCGACAUGAGGCUCUUCACCGCCGUCUACUCUGGGAUCAUGUGUUCUGGGGUUGCUUACUAUGUGCAAGGGAUAGUGAUCCAGGAGAGGGGCCCGGUGUUCGUCACUGCUUUCAGCCCUCUCUGCAUGAUCAUAGUCACCGUGCUAGGCUCUUUCAUUCUCUCCGAGGUGAUCACACUGGGAAGGAUUAUUGGCGCUAUGGUUAUUGUUAUCGGUGUCUACGCUCUCAUCUGGGGCAAGAGCAACGAUCAUGUGAACCAAGUCGAGCGAGACGACGACUUUGAGAAGCACAAAGCUUUUGAGCUACCGUUUACUGCGACAAGCAUUACCAAGGAAAGCAACCUCGAUCGCAUUUGACAGACACUAAAGCUGCAUGCCACUAUGCAGAGUUUCAGGACGGCUCCUUUCCUAGCACAUGUACUCUAGCUGUGUACUCUUGACUUAUUUGGGUUGAUGUAACUUUAGCUUGUCACUCAUUAUACAUAUCCACGGAGCAGUAAAUAAAAUCUGUGCGUGUUUUGUUCACA